AAGCGGAUUGUUACCGUAUCUCAAUCAUCUUAGCGUGCGAUUUCUCGCUUUCUUCUUCCCCAAGAUUUUGAUAAUUCCAAUCGGCAAUGGCAUCUUCCGACGGAAAUCAGAUCAGCGACGGCACAGGAUUGCAGCCUUCGGAGCCUUCUCUAUGCGCGAACGGAUGCGGAUUCUUCGGCGCGGCGGCGACGAUGGGGCUGUGCUCAAAGUGCUACCGAGAUUUGCGAAUCGAGGAAGAGACCGCGGCGUCGGCGAAAGCAGCUUUUAAGAAAAUAGUCCGACCGGAAUCUGGAAAAUCAGACGCUUCUUCGGAUGUAUCGACUGGCUCGUCGUCGGCGGUUGCCGCCGCGGACGGCGGUGAAUCGGCGGAUCCAGCGGCGGUCAGCGAGGAGAAGAAGGCGGUGGUGAAGAAUCGGUGCGGUAAUUGCAACAAAAAGGUCGGCGUGCUAGGGUUUCAAUGUCGGUGCGGCGGAACUUUCUGCGGCGUUCACAGGUAUGCUGAGAAACACGACUGUACGUUUGAUUUCAAAGCUCGUGGAAAGGAGAGCAUAGCCAAAACCAAUCCGGUGGUUAAGGCUGAUAAAAUUGAAGAUAGGAUCUGAAAUUUAUUGGUAAUAGUGCAGAAUUCGCUUACGUUUUGAUUUAUGUUGCUUUCUUUGAACAUUCAAAUUUAUGCGUACAUGAUUAUUUUGAAGUAGAAAUUGAAUCCUGACUUGAUUUC
This is a messenger RNA of Andrographis paniculata, 721 nucleotides long. Its product is annotated as zinc finger A20 and AN1 domain-containing stress-associated protein 1. Lineage: Eukaryota; Viridiplantae; Streptophyta; Magnoliopsida; Lamiales; Acanthaceae. The record is from RefSeq and is a predicted model, not a curated record. The transcript has a single exon. Gene Ontology annotation, molecular function: DNA binding; zinc ion binding. Bases 87 to 602 code for a protein of 171 amino acids.